This is a messenger RNA of Suillus clintonianus, 542 nucleotides long. RefSeq lists its product as uncharacterized. The record is from RefSeq and is a predicted model, not a curated record. The transcript is spliced from 4 exons. Bases 19 to 516 code for a protein of 165 amino acids. Lineage: Eukaryota; Fungi; Basidiomycota; Agaricomycetes; Boletales; Suillaceae.
AACGUAUUCAAUCUUCGUAUGAAGCGUUCGAAGCCGCUUCCUCUUCCAGAAGCCGUCAGCGAUCCAACUGCAGCUGGUGAAACUACAGCAAAACCCCGUGGCAAAACCCGUCGGUUGUUACAGAGGUUCAAGAAAAAUGUAACUGAACAAAUAUCUCGCUUCAAGCAUUUUAUCAGCCGUGAACCUGCCCCAAACGUCAAUCAUGAGGGUGCUCCAUUGACUCCGAAUAUCGAGGUUCAGAAUACCGCUUCUGGUGUGAAAGAAGGUGUGGUUCCCAAAUCGGCGGUCGCGCAAGUCCAGGGAGUCCCUUCUGUCGUGAAAGAAUCGGUGGACGUGGUACUUCAAGCUGCCGGUAAAGCUGCAGGUAACAUGAAGACACUUGGGGCACACGUGGGAUCUGUGGCGUCCGCCGCCCAAAAUGGACCAGCAUAUCUCGAUACUGCAAACAGUAUCCAGGACUAUCUCCAACCACUCAGGAUAUUCAACUCUAUUAUUGAGCGGGUCGCGGAUGUAUGACCCUUCCUUUGCAUCGGGACCAGUCU